Amborella trichopoda is the source of this 1860-nucleotide messenger RNA. Its product is annotated as gibberellin 2-beta-dioxygenase. Lineage: Eukaryota; Viridiplantae; Streptophyta; Magnoliopsida; Amborellales; Amborellaceae. The record is from RefSeq and is a predicted model, not a curated record.
AAACUAUAAAUUCCCUUCCCCCUUCCAUAACUCCUCCUAAAAAGCAUUGCGAUACGAGAGAAUCAAACAGCUUCCCUCCUCCUCUAACUACUUAGACUACAUCUCCCUCUCUCUCCAAAACUCUCAGCAUCUACUCUCUCUCUCUCUCUGGCUUUCGAGCUUGAAGGACUGAGACAUUUUCAGUAAUUUUUGCAGCAUCUUCUACCUAAAACCAUGGUGGUUCUCUCGAUACCGGUUUUAGACCCUCUUCCCAUCAUAAAAACCCACAAAGCCAUUUCGAAAACCAGCUCUUAUACCGAUAUAAUCCCUGUAAUUGAUCUUUUGGACCCUCGCUGUGGAAACCACUUGGUGAGAGCCUGUGAAGAGUUUGGGUUCUUCAAGGUGGUAAACCAUGGUGUUUCUUUUGACAUAAUCAGUAGAAUUGAAGGUGUAGCAGCCAAGUUCUUCUCUCUUCCAUUGUCAGAUAAAGAGAGGGCAGGGCCUGCAAAUCCUUAUGGCUAUGGAAACAGGAGAAUUGGGCCUAAUGGAGAUGUUGGGUGGCUUGAAUAUCUCCUCUCCCAAACUGAUCCUGGCUCAAUUUCUCAGAUAUCAAAAUCCAUUUCCAGAGACAACCCCAACUUCUUCUGUGUGGCGGUUAACGAUUAUGUAUCAGCAGUGAGGAAAUUGGCUUGUGAGCUUCUGGAUUUAUUGGCGAAAGAGAUGGGAAUCGAGCCGAGGAAUGCAUUUAGUGGGUUCUUAAGAGACGAGAAGAGCGAAAAAGAAUCAGUGUUCAGGAUGAAUCACUAUCCUCCAUGCCCUGAGCUUCAGUCCUCUUCUUACAACCUGAUUGGCUUUGGAGAGCAUUCAGACCCACAGAUAUUCUCAGUCCUCAGAUCAAACAGCACAUCGGGCCUCCAAAUUUGCCUCAAAGAUGGAAUUUGGGUCGCAGUCCCUUCGGACCCUCACUCUUUCUACAUCAAUGUGGGCGAUUCCCUUGAGGUUCUGACGAAUGGGAAGUUUAGGAGUGUUCGGCACAGGGUUGUGGCGAACAGUCAAAAAUCAAGGGUUUCAAUGGUUUAUUUUGGAUCUCCAUCAUUAAGUGCAAGGGUGGCUCCAUUGGCAUGUCUCCUCAAGGAAGGAGAGAAAAGGAAGUACAAGGGAUUCACUUGGAGUGAAUACAAGAAGGCCGCGUAUGCAUCCAGAUUGGCAGAUAACAGGCUUGACCUUUUCAAGGCAGAUAAUAAUGAAGAGAGAGAAUGAGAUCCUUAAAAACUUUCCCGUCCCCUUUAUAGCAACCAAACGAGCAAAGAGAAUGCAAAUCAAGUUUCCCCAAAUAGAAAAAAAAAGGUUUACAGAUUUUACAGAAUAUUCAUCUCCUUUGCAAGGAGAUGAAUUGAUUGUGUUACCCUCUCCCCCCCCCCCUCCCCUUUCCUCAUGCUAAUAAUGUUCUCUUCCAUCCAAAAGCAAAAUAUUUUAAAUUAUAAUGAUUUCUUGUAAGUUGCUCGUAAAUGUUCUUCAAAUUUGGAUUUGUGACGUGAGAUCUCAUUGGGACGUGUAAUAAUCUCAUCUCGCUUUUUAUUGGCAUAGAGGAAAGGGAUUGAGGUCACGGUGGUAACACAUCUUAUACCUCAAUUGUACGUCGUAGCUUCCAUUCUUACUCACCUUUUUAAAAACCACUACAAAAUUAAAAAACGGGUAAAGGCUUAUCAUUUGUAUUGAAUUAUUCAAAAAAACAACUAAUUAAAUAAAAAAUUAGUAUAGGCCUAUCAUCCCCACUGAAUUACCUAUAAGAAAUAAAAUCCGUAAUCAUUAUAAGGUUUCUUAGGAUGUAUUGUUAAGGUACAUAAUGUUUUGUUUUAAACUUUUGAGAGAUCUUAAAUU